Molecule: messenger RNA, 1890 nt
Organism: Epinephelus fuscoguttatus (brown-marbled grouper)
Lineage: Eukaryota; Metazoa; Chordata; Actinopteri; Perciformes; Serranidae
Exons: 8
Coding region: 253-1890 (545 amino acids)
Source: RefSeq, a predicted model, not a curated record
GUGCAGGCGAGUUGGAGGAGACUGAGCAUGUGGCGCUUACCUGUGAUGGUUGGACCAAUGUAGCCCAAGAUCACUACAUUGCAGUCACUGUCCACUUUGCUAAGGGAGGUCAGCUGCAAGAAAGGGUUCUCCACACUAAAGCUGUAUGAGGCCCAGACAGGAGAAUUUGUGGCAGAAGAGAUUCAUCACAUAAUGGCAGAGUUUAAUAUUUAGGGAAAGGUGGUAGCAUUAACAGUCGACAAUGCUGCAAAUAUGGGUGUGGCUGCUAGUAGGUUGAAGGUGGUCAAGAUAGGCUGCUUUGCUCAUUCUCUUAACCUUGCUGCCCAAAAGUUGUACACUGAACCAACAGUGUCGAAGUGGGCAGCAAGAAUCCAGGCAGUGGUUGUGUGGCUGAGGAAGGCGAGCUUAGCCAAGCCAGUUAUGAAGGAGAAACAACGCCUCUUAAAUCUCCCACAGCAUGCAAUGGUGCUUGAUAUGAGAACCAGGUGGAAUACACUCUACCUCAUGAUUGAACAGUUUGUAGAGCAGUAUUCAGCCAUUCAGGCAGCAUCUUUGGACCCCAGGCUCAGGAUGUCAAUGGAAAGGGACAGGCUGGAGAGAAUUACAGACCAGGACUUCAGGCGUGCAGAGGAGUUCGUGAGAGUGAUGAGAAUCUUCUACACUUCAACACUCUAUGUAUCCUCAGAAAGGACUCCAGCAUGUGGCCAAAUUCUGCCCAUCCUGCAGAAGCUUGAGGGCCACUUAAAAGUUCAGGAUGCAGACUCCACCUUUACUGCUGCCAUUAAGAAAAGGGUGUGGGAUGACCUUUCAAAGCGUUACACGGAUGAAAACAUCAGGAUGUUCCUGGAAGAGGCCACAUCACUCAACCCCAGGCUUAAGACCAAAAUCCUGGAUGCUGCCGUUUGGUCUAGGUUGAAAGAGAAGGCGUGUGGCGAAAACUCUGAACAGCAUGCACUGGAAAUCGAUGAAGAUGGAGAGGACCAACUGGACGAGGGGAUGGAGGAGGAAGAAGAGGAUGAAGAGGCUGCAUCUAUGGAGAAUACAACACAUACUGCUGUGACUACGAGCCACUCCAUGUCUGACUCUGCACUGGGGAAGCUGUUCGCUGAGGAGGACCUGGCCCUUAAAACCAACCAGGCAGCGUCACUCCUUGACCAGUCAGAGAAGGCGUGGAAGGAGCUUGAACUCUACAGAGUUCUACCUAUGUUGGUGUAUGAUCGCCUGACACUUCUUAAUAUCCGUGAUUCUUUGGAAAAACGGCCAAUCUGCGGCUCUGAUGGACAUUCAAAGAUACCGCCACCGUUUCUGGCGUCCAUACCCCCACAACUACGGCGUCUUUCCUGCUGGCUGUCUCGAAACAGUCGCCGCAGAAGACGUGGAAAGCGAGGUGGAGUCCUCAUUAAACUGAAGUCUUACCUGGCUUCUUCCUGCCACGAUCCCUGUCGUUUACUAGCCGGAUCCUCCGCGGACUAUAGGGGCUACGAUCUGCGGAGCUCCAAGGAGUACAGAUAUCGGUGGCUCCGACCGGUUUUCCAGGACACCGGAGCGCCGCUCCCGUGUUGUCGGCUAGUGCGGACCUCCCAGCGGGGCUGCGUGCCGGGGAAUCUUCGCUCGCUCACCCGCUCCUCUCUCCAGACGGGCCAAUGCUCAGUUCAUACGGCGCUGAUUAACACCAGAUCUCUUACAAAUAAGACACUUAUUUUGAAUGACUUCUUCACAACAUAUGAUCUGGACUUCCUCCUGCUGACAGAGACCUGGCUGAAACCAGGUGAGAACAGCGCCUUUUCGGAGCUCCUCCCUCCCGGCUGUUCCUUCUUCAGCACUCCGCGAGCUGCCGGCCGUGGUGGCGGUCUGGCUGCUAUAUUCAAGGAGAGCUUCAGAUGCCUUUGA